AUUUCAAAAAAUGGCGAACUGGCCGAACGGGUGGAAUUUUCGGGAUUUAAAACAAACACACUGUUUGAACUUAUUUCUGCAUCUUGAUAUAUAUAUCUAACACUUGUUUUGGAAUGUUUUACUUGUAGCAAACCGUAAUCAAUUUUGGAGUGUUCUGAUUCCAAUCGUUAAGAUAACAAAAUUAAAAUUUACAAAAACAAGUACUCAAAGUUUCGAAAAAUGUGAAAAAAGCUACGCUCGCUUUAUCAUUCUCGAUUUGGUUGGUCCUAGAAACGGAUUGAAAUGCGAUACUCAGGCACUAUAAUUAGUCUCCUGCUGGUGACUUUUUAUGAUGUUUCCUGUAUAUUGUUGAAAGAUUUAACGGGGGACGUCACUUUAUCAGCGCAACCGACGGCAAAUGGCAUUAACGUUGCGCUCAUAAGACAGGAACGGAAUAGAUUGGUCGGCACCAUCGGCAGUGGUAAAAACUUCAGCGGCAUCGAUUGCGUCGGUGAAAGUUCUUGCAAAGUCGGCGAGUCCAGGCUCGACAUAUUACCAGUCGACGAUGGCUUCGAGAUCCGUUGGGAGGCGGUCGAUUUGGACGAAGAAUUUAGGGACUGCUUCGCUCUCGGCAGCGAGUCCGUCAGCUGGUACGGCGGGCCGGAAAUUGCGACUCAGGAAUGGCCGAUAGAGAAAUUGACAUUGAGCGACGACGACCCCUACGUUUUGAGGAAGGACGACAACUUUGCUGUACCGGAACGGUACUGGCUGAAUUCCAACGGAGGUUACGUGUUCGUAGACGAUCGGGUUCCCCUGUUCGUGGACCAGAACAACAGGGAGAAGGACACGGUGUGCUUCGUGGCCAAGAUUGCAGGGCCGUACAUCAAUCGACUAAGGGUAUUACACUCGUACAAGAUCGUUGCAUUGGACAACGCCAAGGUGGCCCAUGUGCACGCAGUGAAUAACUACUUGGGGAAGCCCACGGGGAUCCCCAACGUGAACAUGAUUCGGGAACCCAUAUGGACUACGUGGGCCAAAUUUAAGAAGGAAAUCAACGAAGAUAUGGUCAGGUCUUUCGUCCAGGACAUCCUCGAUCAUGGUUUUAAUAAGGGUCAGAUCGAAAUCGACGAAGACUGGGAGACCUGCUUCGGUACGCACGUGUUUAAACCGGACAAGUUCGGACACAUCGGAGAUCUCGUGGCGGAAAUCAAGAAAAACUUCCGCGUGACGGUGUGGAUCAUACCUUUCGUCAAUAACUGCGAGGGCAUCGCGGAAGAAGGCAAAGAGAAAGGUUAUUUCGUGAGGAACACGACCGGAAGCUACUCGACGAUCUGGUGGGAGAGCGACGACGCUUUGCAGAUAGACUUUACCAAUCCGGCGGCGGCCGAAUGGUACGCCGAAAAGGUCAGGCGUUUAAGGACCGACCCCGGGAUCGACAGUUUCAAGUUCGACGCCGGCGAAACCGACUACGGACCCCAGCCUUCCGUUUAUGAGAACGUCGACCAAGAACUCGUGCCUAACAUCCUAUCGCAAAGUUACUUGAACACGGUCACUCAGUUCGGAGAUCUGAUAGAGCUUCGAUCCGCCUUCAGAACCCAGAACCUGCCGGUGUUCCUGAGAAUGAUCGACAAGGACUCAGUGUGGACGAUAGAUAACGGCCUCCAGUCCUUGAUCACCACUCUUUUGCAGCUUAAUCUUAACGGAUAUUCGAAUAUCUUGCCGGACAUGAUCGGCGGUAACGGGUACCGCACCCAGCCGACACUCGAGCUGAUCGUUCGAUGGACCCAAGCCACGGUGUUUAUGCCCGCGAUGCAAUUCAGCUUCUUGCCGUGGGAUUUCCAAACCACCGAGGAGUACAACGCCACCGAAAUUAUUCGCACCAUGAUCGAUUUGCACGCAGAGUACACCGAAGAAAUAGUCAAAGCCCUGAACGGGAGCGUUAACGAGGGAGUACCCGCCAACCGUCCCAUAUGGUGGGUCGAUCCGGAAGAUCGGGUAGCUCAACAAAAUUUUGACGAGUAUAUGCUCGGGGACAACAUACUUGUGGCGCCCAUAGUGACCGAAGGAGCAUUGUCCAGGGAAGUGUACCUUCCGAAGGGUACAUGGAAGGAUGGCAACGACGCAAGCGUAGUAUACGAAGGUCCCAAGAGUAUCGUUUACGACGCUCCCAUCGAAAUCCUGCCGUAUUUCAUCAAACAGUAAUUUUUGUAAUUUGGUUUAAUAAAUUUGCCGAUU
Cylas formicarius (sweet potato weevil) is the source of this 2214-nucleotide messenger RNA. RefSeq names its product myogenesis-regulating glycosidase-like. Gene Ontology annotation, molecular function: hydrolase activity, hydrolyzing O-glycosyl compounds. The record is from RefSeq and is a predicted model, not a curated record. Gene Ontology annotation, biological process: carbohydrate metabolic process. Lineage: Eukaryota; Metazoa; Arthropoda; Insecta; Coleoptera; Brentidae. The transcript has 12 exons. The coding region runs from base 283 to 2181 and encodes 632 amino acids.